This is a messenger RNA of Hemicordylus capensis (graceful crag lizard), 6424 nucleotides long. It is a transcript of the gene COL21A1, whose product is annotated as collagen type XXI alpha 1 chain. The coding region runs from base 243 to 3116 and encodes 957 amino acids. The record is from RefSeq and is a predicted model, not a curated record. Lineage: Eukaryota; Metazoa; Chordata; Lepidosauria; Squamata; Cordylidae. The transcript is spliced from 30 exons.
GAGGGGGGCGGGGAAAGAAGUAAAUCUGGGAUUUUGGAAGAGGAGGUUAGUACUGAUGAGAGCAUUCCUGUUUCGGCUGUUUUCUGACUUUUUACAGUAUAACGGUUUUUCCUCAACUUGGAUCUAACUGCCAACUCUGAACAGCCACCCUUUUCAGGCUGCCGCAGCGCCCUAGCCCCUUCUGCUUCGUGCAAACUCAAGCAGUUUAUUUUAGGAUUUGAAGUGCUGGAAAUACUGUAUACAUGGACAAGAAUAGAAUGUUUCUUCAGGCAAUUUUAAUAUUGUUGCUCCACAAUUGCAUAUCAGCUGAAGAUGGUGAUAUAAGAUCAAGUUGCCGGACUGCCCCGACAGAUUUAGUUUUCAUCUUGGAUGGCUCCUACAGUGUUGGACCAGAAAACUUUGAAAUAGUAAAAAAAUGGCUUGUCAAUAUUACAAGUAAUUUUGACAUAGGGCCAAAGUUUAUUCAAGUUGGAGUAGUUCAGUACAGUGAUUAUCCUGUACUUGAAAUCCCACUUGGGACUUAUGAUUCAAAUGAAAAUCUAGUCAGACAAAUGGAAUCCAUACAGUACUUGGGUGGAAAUACAAGAACAGGGAGAGCAAUUCAGUUUGCAAUUGAUCACCUAUUUGCUAAAUCCUCAAGAUUUCUUACAAAAAUAGCAGUGGUUCUCACUGAUGGCAAAUCACAAGAUGAUGUCAAAGAUGCGGCAGCUGAAGCAAGAAAUAACAAGAUCACCCUGUUUGCCAUUGGAGUUGGUUCAGAAACAGAAGAGGAUGAACUAAGAGCCAUUGCCAACAAGCCCUCCACAACGUACGUUUUCUAUGUUGAAGAUUAUAUCGCAAUAUCCAGAAUAAGAGAAGUAAUAAAGCAGAAACUUUGUGAAGAAUCUGUUUGCCCAACAAGAAUUCCUGUGGCAUCUCGAGAUGAAAAGGGAUUUGAUAUCCUACUAGGCUUAGGUGUGAAGAAAAAGGUGAAAAAGAGAAUUCAGAUCCCAUCUACUAAUGCCAAAGCAUAUGAAGUAAUUUCACGUGUUGAUUUGUCAGAAUUGACAAGGAAUGUCUUUCCGGAAGGUCUGCCUCCAUCAUAUGUGUUUGUUUCCACUCAGAGGUUUAAAGUCAGAAAAACCUGGGAUUUGUGGAGGAUUCUAAGCCUGGAUGGAAGGCCACAAAUAGCUGUCACUAUAAAUGGAGAAGACAGAACAUUGUCAUUUACUACCACAAGUAUAGUAAAUGAUACUCAGGUUGCUACUUUUACUUCACCCCGUGUCAAGACAUUGUUUGAUGAUGGCUGGCAUCAAAUCCGCCUCCUAGUAACAGAAGCAGAUGUAACAUUGUAUAUAGAUGAUCAAGAAACCGAAGUGAAGCCAUUGCAUCCUGUUUUAGGGAUCUAUAUUAGUGGAUUGACGCAAAUUGGGAAAUAUUCUGGGAAAGAGGAGACUGUCCAGUUUGAGGUCCAAAAGUUAAGGAUCUACUGUGACCCAGAGCAAAAUAACAGAGAAACAGCCUGUGAGAUACCUGGCUUUAAUGGAGAGUGCAUGAAUGGACCUAGUGAUGUAGGAUCUACGCCAUCUCCUUGUAUAUGUCCUCCAGGAAAACAAGGCCCUUCAGGCCCAAAGGGAGAUCCUGGACAACCUGGGAAUCAUGGCUAUCCUGGAGAACCUGGUCCAGAUGGUAAGCCUGGCUAUCAAGGAAUAGCAGGAACUCCAGGUAUUCCAGGAUCCCCAGGGAUUCAGGGGCCACGUGGCCUUCCAGGCUCGAAGGGUGAACCUGGGCAAGAUGGAACAAAGGGUGAACGCGGACUUCCGGGUUUCCCUGGAUUACAUGGGAUGCCAGCAUCCAAGGGUGACAGAGGUCCAAAAGGAGAUCAAGGCCUACCAGGAAUUUAUGGGAAAAAGGGUGCAAAGGGAGAAAAAGGUGGUACAGGGUUUCCAGGAAUGCCGGGAAGACCUGGAGAAUCUGGAAGGAGCGGGAAGGAUGGCAUGCCUGGAAAUCCAGGGUUUAAGGGAGAAGUUGGAGAGCCAGGUUCUUCAGGACCAGAAGGAAGACGGGGAGACUCUGGAGUUCCUGGGAUCCCUGGAACUCAAGGAAUAAAAGGAGAAAAGGGUGAAAUUGGGCCUCCAGGACAACCAGGAACAAAUGGAUCACCAGGAACACCCGGUGUGGCUGGAAUAGAUGGAACAUCUGGUUUACCGGGAGGACCUGGUCCUAAGGGUAGCAAGGGUGAACCAGGACUACAAGGGAAAUCAGGAGUGCCAGGUACCAAGGGAGAACAAGGGAGACCAGGUGCUUCGGGUGACCCAGGCUAUCCUGGUAUGCCAGGCUCACAGGGCUUGAAGGGGGAGAAAGGAAACUCCGGUGAAAGAGGCAUUCAGGGUCAGAAGGGUGAAAGUGGCAGAUCAGGGACUCCAGGCCAAAAGGGAGCCACAGGAUUAAAGGGAGCUACAGCAGAGAAAGGCGAGAAAGGAGAUCCAGGAAUUAAUGGGUUGAAUGGACAAAAAGGAGAACCUGGAGUUAAUGGUUUGAUUGGUCCACCAGGCCCAAGGGGUGGACAAGGAGAGAGGGGAUUUCCGGGAACUCCGGGCUCAGAUGGGAAACCAGGAAGAGGCUUUUCAGAAGAUUUUAUCCGGCAAGUAUGUGCAGAUGUGCUAAGAACCCAGUUGUCUACGAUGCUUCGGAAUGGAAGGCUACAACACUGUGACCAUUGCCAGUCUCAUGGUGCUUCUUCGGGACCUCCUGGGCCACCAGGCCCAACUGGCCCCCAAGGUCCUCGAGGUUUUCCUGGUUUGCAAGGAAAUGAUGGGAUUCCAGGUCUCACAGGGGCUCCUGGGCGUCCGGGAACUCGGGGAGUAAAAGGCCCACCAGGAAAAAAUGGAGCUAAAGGAAGCCAAGGAUUUGGAGCCCCUGGAAUGCCAGGCCCACCAGGUCCUCCAGGUCCUGAAGGCCCACCUGGGGUAAGUAAAGAAGGACGUCCUGGAGAACCUGGGGAACCUGGUAAAGAUGGAGACCGUGGAAAUCCAGGAAUUGCUGGACAAACUGGACCCCCUGGAAUUUGUGACCCAUCUUUAUGCUUUAGUGUAAUUGUAGGGAGAGACCCAUUUAGAAAAGGACCAAACUAUUAAUUUGAUAUAUAUUAGUUGACAAACUAAGCCUGGUGCUUGCCUUUUAUGAUCUUUCAAGUCUCAGGAAGAUGACUAGCAAUAAUCCCCUUUCCCAGGAACUAAAGUACCUCUAGUUGUAAAGUAAUAUUACAUAUUCACUUAUAAGACUCUAAAAAUCUGAGGCCUUUUGGAUAGAUUAAACUUCUGGGCCCUGACCCAGUUCAACUUAGUGAUCACUUCCAAAAUUCUCCUCCUCCUGAAUUUCUUCCCAGAUGUUGGAGUUCCAGAUUCAUCCGUCUUGUUUCCAAAGCAGAACCAACUCGUUUGGAGUCCUCUAUUCCUUUUUUCUGAAUUUUGCACCAAAUACUGUGAAAGUGCAGUAGCACUGCACCUUUCAGUUCCUUCUAUUACUUUGUGUCUUUUCCUUUCUCUGCAAUACCAAUGAAGAAAGAACCCUGAAAAAAAGUCAUCUUGAUGUGAUUGUAUAUAUGACUGCACCAAGAUUUCCUUUGGGUGGUGUUUUACUGAUGCACAUGUGAACUUCAUCAAUGUGUGGAUUGACCAAAAAAACAAAUAGGAUGUCGUUGUAUAUACAGUCAUAUCCAGAUUCUCUUGUGUCAUGUUUUGCCAGUGUGCAGGAGUCCACAUGUGUAUCAGUAAAAUGCUACAAAAGAAGAAUCUUGAUACAUAGAAUUACUUCAAGAUGGCUUUUGGCAGUGUCUUAUUCCUGCAGGUGUGUGCAUCAGUAAUAUUAAGGGGGAGAGAUGCAAGUGAACUAAAGAAGCUGAAAGCGGUGACAAACUGUGUAUGCACCCGUUCCGAAACUUCUUUUAGAAAUUCUCCAAGUUAAACAUGAAUUUGGGAAGAAUGGAAUACAAGGCAGAGUGAUCCAGAGAAAACAAGGAAUGGAAUGUGGGAAAUCCUCACAUCCCUAGAACCUUUCAGUUUGAAAGCAAUGGAACAAAUAAGACAUGGUUAAUCUAAGUCUCGUUGGCUGUAGGGAUGUGCAAGGAACUGGUUUUGUGCACUCCCAGGAGGGCAGGGAAUUCCUUUUAGGGGCAGGGGAGGCACUGCCUACCUGCCAGCCCGCACCCCACUCUUUCCCCCCACCAGCGCUCUCGUAAAAAGCGGGUGUGCGGGACUGCAGCAUCCAUCCCUGCACCCCAGUCAGCAUCACGAUGGAAGUGGCUGAUGCGCUUGCGCAUGGUAUGCACAAGGACAAAUGUUGGUCAUUUACAUUGCGAUGUUGACCGGGGCGUAGGGAGGGACACUGCACUUCUGCGUAUCCACUUUUUACAAGAGCGCCGGGGGGGGGGGGGGACAACGGAAGCAGCAGUGUAGGGGCUGGCAGAUAGGCAGCACCUCCCCUGCCCCUUAAACCAAACCUGCCCUUCAAACCGGUUCAAAUGUGGGUCCCUGGAACCAGUUCGGCACUCCUGAAAUGGAGCGCUGAACAGUUCCAAGCACAUCCCUAGUUGGCUGGCAUUCUGACUAAUGAAGUGCUUCUGCAAGGAUGUUGUUUUAGUGCAAAGCUGUUGCACCAGCUACUUGUGUGAUGUCUGGAGCUUGCAUUCCAGACUAGUGUUGCACAAAACCUGUUUGUCUGGUUUGGUUUGAGUCUGAGACAGACCAGGCAGGUUUGGUUUUGUGCCCCCAAACUAGAACCUCAGCUUGGCUCAAAUAUGAGCCAAUUCAGGGUACUAAAAGUUUUUAAAAACAUUUUUAAAAGACUUUCUGGCAGCCUCCGGGGGUGCUGCUGCGGCCAUGGGGAUGUGUGUCUCCGGAGGUCCCUCCCCCACCGGCCUGCCCCGGUCUUCUAUGGCCACCGCGCAUGCACCCUGGACAUUUGUGUGGCCUGGCUCAUGACCCGGCCAUGCAAAUGGCCAGGGUGCAUACAUGGCAACCACAGAGGACUGGGGGGUUGAGAGGGAACCUCCAGAGACAUCCCUACACACACAGCCACAGCACCAGCUCCCAGAGGCUGCUGGACCUGGCGGUAAGUCUUCACUUAAAAAAAAAAAUUAGAACUCCGAACCAGCCCUGAGCCAACCCAGGGGGUCCGGCUUGCCCUCAAGCCAAACCAGGCCCGGUCCAGCUCAAGGGCAUACUGGCUCAACCUCAAGCCAGUUCGCACAUCCCUAUGUUGCGCUAUCACAUGUAUGCUUGCACAGCAGUGCACAACUGCAGCAUGUCUCAUUUGUUGUAAAUGAAACUUUUGUGCAACUGUGCAAAUUGUUGGGGUUUUUAGAACAACCAUGUGAUCUUUUUGCACAGGUGCAACUUUCAUUAUGCAAGCGCUUCAUCAGUCAGGAUGUUGGCCACUGUGUUAAGGUACAAGUGACACUAAUUGAACUGAGGCUCUGAUAUCCUGUGAGUGAAUUUUAGCAUCUGAUGUUAGCCCAGUUACACUACUGCUUCCUUGUGAAGUCAACUGGCAGCAUUUUUAUUGACUUUACCAGAAGCUGGAUUCACCCCUCCAACUUUGGUGAUCAUGUGUACAUCACUGUGAAAUGUUUCACAAUUCAGUCUGCGUAUACAGCAUCUUAAUGUUGAUGGAACGUGGCUGGCUGUUAGUUCAUAUGUGUGUAAAUCUCACCCAUUUCUAUAGGUUUCAUAUUUCACAGGUUGCAGAUUUCUUUAGAGAAAUAAAGAACCCAAGUCUUUUAAAAAGGAAACGGGGGCUAGUUUAACAUCAGGCAUUUUCAUGCAGCUACAAUUAUACCCAUAUUGUCCUCAGUGAAUUUGUGCAAAGAUCCAAUUAUACUUUUCCAUCUGCAAGCUAAGAAACCUCUGAAAGCACCUUAAGCAAUAAACAAUUGUUUGCGAGUUUAAAAAAAAUUGGUUUCUGAAUUAUACUCUACCAGAAAUUUUAAGAAAUCAUACCUUUGCACAAGAAAGUUCAACCAUAUUUAAUAAUUUCAGCCUGACUGUAGAACUGGGUGCUGUCAUUUUUGCUAUGCUCUGUAGGACUGCAGUUGUCAAACAAAGGUUUACAAAAUAUGCUUAUGCUUACUAGGUAACUACAGUGUUCAUUAUGCUGCUUCUUUGUACAUUUUAAGUAAGCCCUUUCUGUGUUCAUUUCAUGAAAUGAGAUGCAAUGAAGAAGCACUGCUGGCAUUCUAAUCAACUCAGUUGUACAAUUUCCAUUGGAAUUUGAAGCCAUUUUAAGCAUUAAUGCAAAAAGUCUUUUGUUGCACUCAUCUCAAAGCUUUAUGACUGGCCUUUUGUUCAUGUUUUUUUCUGUUGUCAUUUGUUAUAUGCUUGACAUUCAAGGUAAAAUAAUUUUUUGCAGAAUUUGUUGUAAUAAAAAUCAUUUUUAUUAAUGCAAA